GAGAUAGAAAGAAAGGGGAAGGAGGAGAGAGAAAGGAAGGAAAAGGGAGAGAGAGAGAAGACCAAACCAAGAAAACUCUCAAAAAGAAAAAGAGCAAGCUGGAAUCACAUGGGCUUGUUCUUGUUCUUGUCUCUCUUUGUUUCUCUCUCUCAAUCUCCUGGGUCUUCUUCCUCCUCUUGCUUCUUCCCUUCUCUGUCGCCACACCAUGAUCUCUCUAUCUGAGUAAGAAAACUUGGGACUCCUGUCUCUGUCUCUGUCUCUAACCAUGGCUGAUGAUAAGGAAAUGUCUGCGCGAGUUGUGGAUGGGAGCGAUCCGGUCACUGGUCACAUCAUUUCCACCACUAUAGGAGGUAAAAAUGGAGAACCUAAGCAGACCAUCAGUUACAUGGCAGAGCGUGUUGUGGGGACUGGGUCAUUUGGUAUUGUUUUUCAGGCCAAAUGUUUGGAAACUGGGGAGACUGUAGCGAUAAAGAAGGUUUUGCAGGACAAAAGAUACAAGAACCGAGAACUGCAGCUGAUGCGGGUUAUGGAUCAUCCUAAUGUGAUUUCUUUGAAGCAUUGUUUCUUUUCCACUACAAAUAACAACGAACUCUUUCUGAACUUGGUCAUGGAAUAUGUACCGGAGAGCAUGUAUAGGGUUUUGAAGCAUUACAGCAAUGCAAAACAGGCAAUGCCACUCAUUUAUGUGAAACUUUACAUGUACCAGAUUUUCAGGGGAUUGGCAUAUAUCCACACUGUUCCUGGAGUUUGCCAUCGGGAUUUGAAGCCCCAAAACAUUUUGGUUGAUCCCCUUACUCACCAAGUGAAGCUGUGUGAUUUUGGAAGCGCAAAAGUGCUGGUCAAAGGUGAAGCUAAUAUCUCAUACAUAUGUUCUCGGUUCUAUCGGGCUCCAGAACUUAUAUUUGGUGCCACAGAAUAUACAACCUCAAUUGAUAUAUGGUCUGCUGGUUGUGUCCUUGCUGAGCUUCUUCUAGGCCAGCCAUUGUUUCCUGGAGAAAAUGCGGUGGACCAGCUUGUAGAGAUCAUUAAGGUCCUUGGCACCCCAACCCGAGAAGAAAUUCGCUGUAUGAACCCAAAUUAUACUGAUUUUAGGUUUCCACAGAUAAAAGCACACCCUUGGCACAAGGUUUUCCACAAAAGGAUGCCUCCAGAGGCAAUUGAUCUUGCUUCACGACUACUGCAAUACUCACCGAGUCUACGAUGCACAGCAUUAGAAGCAUGUGCACAUUCUUUCUUUGAUGAGCUUCGGGAACCCAAUGCUCGCCUACCAAAUGGUCGCCCUUUGCCGCCACUAUUCAACUUUAAGCAGGAAUUAAAUGGGGCAUCUCCUGAGCUCGGUAACAAGCUGAUACCGGAUCAUGUUAAAAGGCAAAUGGGUCUAAACUUUUUGCAUCUGGCUGUGACAUAAUAAAAUACAAGUGAUGAUAGAAAUGAUAUUAGCCAGUUGUUCUAUUGAUACAAAAGGAGUUCCAUCUUUUGUGUUUGAUCAUCAAGCGUUGAGCUCUGACCAGCAACAGCUUUUGUUCUAUCAUGACAAAGUACAGGAUCAGGCGGCUGGAUGGCUGCACCUUCUUGAUGUUUUAUUCUCCACGUUUGUUCUCAUAUCCUAUCCACUUUCCUUCCUCGAAAUGCCUUUUUGUUUAUGUACAUGUUUGAUAGUAAAGAUAGCCUGAGAUGGACUUUAUCAGAUAGCUGCUAGCAGAGGUAAAAAGCUUGAGAAAGUGUUAUCUGUAGCUAGGAAGAAAGGCCUCUAAUAGAACAGCCCAAAAGAAAAAAAAGGGAUGGAUUUGUUUUACUUGCUGUGUUGUUUUGUAUUAGUUUUUCGGUGGCCUUGUUGGGGCUGACUUUUUAAAUAGCAAGACGAUUGCCAUCACUGGCGGUUUGUGCAAAGUAAUGUCAUUGGGUUCUCUUGUAGUGCC
Hevea brasiliensis (rubber tree) is the source of this 1919-nucleotide messenger RNA. Its product is annotated as shaggy-related protein kinase eta. NCBI's taxonomy places the organism in Eukaryota, Viridiplantae, Streptophyta, Magnoliopsida, Malpighiales, Euphorbiaceae. Gene Ontology annotation, cellular component: cytoplasm. The record is from RefSeq and is a predicted model, not a curated record. Bases 266 to 1408 code for a protein of 380 amino acids. The transcript has 12 exons. Gene Ontology annotation, molecular function: protein serine/threonine kinase activity; ATP binding. Gene Ontology annotation, biological process: signal transduction; protein phosphorylation.